AUGGGCGGAAUUCGAAAAGUCUCGCACACUCCUCGAAAACAGAACUUUCGAAGCCGAUUGCAACGUGCAUUGUCCUUGUCGUCUUCUGAGUCUGAGGAUACUGGUAGUCCAUCCAGAUCCGCUACAGGCGAUACCACAGAGGACGAUUCAUCCUUUCAGGAGGAACACGACUGUGUCGACCAGGACAAUAGCACCUCGGCCGAUGAGAGUGAGCAACAAGCUGUACGACAGCGGAAGUCUGUGUUUGGACACCAAAUGGGCUUGGAACCACGCGGGCAGACUCAGCUUUCCGGAGAUGGCAAUUCGGUUGCUCUGGAAUGCCUGACGGAGUCUAUUGAGCGCUCAUCGCAGGGCCAAGCAACCUGGAAUGAAACCAUUCGCAACGAUCUGGCCGAUAUUUUUGGUCGAUUGGCACUCGUCGAAAGUGAGAUCCAAAAGGGGACACGGCCCGGUUCAAACAAAGCUACAGAGGGCCAGAAGAUCGGAUGA
This is a messenger RNA of Penicillium antarcticum, 489 nucleotides long. RefSeq lists its product as uncharacterized. The record is from RefSeq and is a predicted model, not a curated record. Bases 1 to 489 code for a protein of 162 amino acids. NCBI's taxonomy places the organism in Eukaryota, Fungi, Ascomycota, Eurotiomycetes, Eurotiales, Aspergillaceae. The transcript has 2 exons.